UAAACUCGAGUACAAUGCGGAAAACAAAUCAAGUGCCUUAUGUUUGAUAACGUGAAUGCAGGCCAAGAGGGCCAAAUAUUUUAUAUGCUUUAUUGCGUUAAGAAUCAUUGUAGAUCUAAGUCGUGCAGUUAUAGAUUUCAGGAUUCUAUUCUUGAAAGCCCAACCUGUGCUAACCUGUGCUAAAAAUCACCUCUGGACAGAGACCAAGUGGCUCUAAAGAUCAAACAAGUUUGACUGUAGCACUACAACUGUUACAAACAACAAAGGCGAUCAUGACGAUGGUAUAUCUUUUCAUUCUACAACUAUGCGCAGUAUCUGUAUGCUGUGGAAGGCUGGAGCAGCUAGAAGAAAGAGUACAGGCCAUUCAAACACUGGCAAUUUAUGACAUACACAGGCUGAAGGAAACCGUAGACAGAAAUGCUUUAAAGAUCGACACUUUAACUGACUUGAUUAACAGAACCAUGUCAUACGUAACAAGCACUGUCGAGUCAACAACGGAAUUCAGACAUGGGCAAGAUGAAAAGCCAAUUGAGAGAAAUGAAAACAACGAAUACAAAACGUCACCCGCAAAUCCAGAUAUAAAAAGAUUAAAACGAGCUUUUCAGGACCAUAAAAUGUACUCCGUGUCAUUACAAGAAAACAUGUUGACACAGUUAGAAAAAGCGGUUCAUGAGAAAGACGCACUGAUAAAAAAUAUAUCUGGUUCGUUUAUUGGUUUAAAAUCUGAAAUAAAAAGUGAUUUAGAUGAAAUGCGAUCAGACAUCGCAUUGAUGAUCUCCGAUGUUCAUUUGAAUACAAGUCAGAUGCUGACAAGCUUAUCACGUGUUCAGUCUGAUAGCAUACUCAUGCAGACAGGGGAACUUAUAAGAGAAGCAAACAGAAGUCGACAUAUGAUAUCUUCAACCGUUAAAGAUCGUUUAAGUUCUGUUUUAAAAGCCAUAACAUAUUAUUUCAUCGCCAAUUCAAUACGUUUGGGCGAUGCACGUGUCGUAGAGAACGGACUAGCCGGACGUGUUGAAGUACGAUAUAAUGACCAGUGGGGUACAGUUUGUGAUGAUGAUUUCUCUAACGUUUCCGCAACAGUAGCAUGUAAGAUGGCAGGAUUUAAGACAGGAGUCGUUAUUAUGGAAUUUGGUGGAGGUUCGGGUGAAAUAUGGCUUGAUAACGUGAUGUGUUCAGGUUCUGAAACAAAUCUGUUUGAUUGUCCAAGAGGUUAUAACAAUGGUAUAGGUGACGAUAACUGCAAACAUCACGAAGACGUUGGAGUAACAUGCUUUUAACAGGCUUCUAAUUGAUGCAUGAGUUUCAGAUCAUACAGAAUUAAAUGCCAGAAACGAAGUAAUUCUAAUGCGUAUAUAUGUAUCAGCUUUGCGAGAAAUGCAAUCGAAAUUAUGUUUGUAAAUCCUCUGUUCCUAUGGUAAUCACCUUCCAUGAGUAUUAUAUUAAGUUUGUACCCUUUCUUUUAUUCUUAGUCUUCUAGUAUGACAGCUUCGUUGCGCCUCAAAAUGGUAGCAACGCAUUUUGGUAGUCACUACCAAAUUUCGGCCGAGUUUUGGUGGUCACUACCAAAAUGCGAUACACUCAACGCAAGUCCACACCCACAUUUCACCAUUCUUUUACAUUGUGUUUUGAAGAUAUCUGUGAUAACCUCUCAAAACCCUUCACCUUUAAAGAUAAAAUAUCUUUUUGCCGGACAUAUUUAUCUAAGACCACUAAAACACAAACAAAAUUCAUUGUUACAUUAAUUUUUAAGCAUCAAAUUCCCUUAUGCGGGGAGUGUCACAAUCAAAUUGUAGACUUCUUUUAAAACAUGGUUACUACUGUUAUACUUUAUAAUUUUUGUCUAUUAUGCUUUUUAAGACUUCUAUAAUUUGAGAUGUGUUUGUGGAGGAAAAUUUAAGUUAUUCUGAUAUGCGUAUUUUUGUAUAAAUUUUGAUCAUAAAUUGACUGUAUGAUUGUGUAAACGUAUGCAUGUAUAUGAAAUUUAGGUGAAGGCCAUACGGGCAAUAAGUUGUAUGAUAUUUGUAUCUGACGCUUAGUAUGUAACCUUCAGAAAAUAAAGUUGCUAUCUUA
Molecule: messenger RNA, 2073 nt
Organism: Mercenaria mercenaria
Lineage: Eukaryota; Metazoa; Mollusca; Bivalvia; Venerida; Veneridae
Product: scavenger receptor cysteine-rich type 1 protein M130-like
Exons: 4
Coding region: 273-1280 (335 amino acids)
Cellular component (GO): membrane
Source: RefSeq, a predicted model, not a curated record